GACAGCCCUCACAGCAGCAGCAGCAACAGAAGAAGAAGAGAGGACCGCUAGGGAGCUAGCCCUUAGCUUAACAGCCGAAGGAAGUUAGCGUCAGCUGAUAUGUAUCCAGUAUCUGGCUAGCCUCGCUUCUGGUGUCGAAGGGAAGUCAUAUCCUAAGAAAGAGAGGGAAGGACACAUUCAACAGAGAACGACGUCUCGUUCGACAACAUGGAGAAACAGUUGCACUUGAACCUGUUAGCUUCCAGACCUCCUAUGGCAGGUGGCUUUCAGUCUGGCUCCAAGAUGAAAAUGGGACCUGGACGAAAGAAAGACUUCUCCCCCCUGUCCUGGAGUCAGUACUUUGAGACCAUGGAAGAUGUUGAGGUGGAAAAUGAGAAUGGCAAAGAUAUUUUCAGAAUUUACUGCAGUGGUGCCCACGGCCCUGUGCUGCUCCUUCUCCAUGGUGGAGGCCACUCUGCGCUUUCCUGGGCAGUGUUCACCGCUGUCAUAUGCAGCAGGAUCAACUGCAGGGUGGUGGCUAUGGACCUUCGAGCUCAUGGCGACACCAAAGUGAAAAGUCCUGAAGAUCUCUCUGCAGACACGAUGGCCAAGGACAUUGGCAAAGUGGUGGAAAUGCUCUAUGGAGAGAACCCUCCUCCGAUCAUGAUUAUUGGACACAGCAUGGGUGGGGCCAUUGCAGUUCACACAGCCGUUGCCAAUCAUAUACCAUCCCUGCUCGGCCUUUGUGUUAUUGACGUUGUAGAAGGUACAGCGAUGGAUGCUUUGAACAGUAUGCAGAAUUUCCUCAGAAGUCGGCCAAAGACAUUUAAGUCUCUGGAGAAUGCCAUUGAGUGGAGUGUGAAGAGUGGCCAGAUCCGGAACAUCGAGUCAGCGCGGGUGUCAAUGGGAGGCCAAGUGAAGAAAUGCGAGGAGACCACCAGCAGUCCAGCAGUCUCAAAUAGCAUCGGUGAAGGUAUCAUAGAAGAGGAGGAGGAUGAAGAAGAAGAAUCCAACAAGAAAAGAAUGAAGGAAGACGAUCAGGAGAUGAAAAAGGAAAGCAUCUUCACCUGGCGAGUGGAACUGUCGAAGACAGAAAAGUACUGGGACGGCUGGUUCCGAGGCCUGUCUGCCCUCUUUCUCACCUGCCCUGUACCAAAACUGCUUCUGCUGGCAGGAGUGGACCGGCUCGACAAAGACCUCACUAUUGGACAGAUGCAAGGGAAAUUUCAGAUGCAAGUCCUCCCUCAGUGUGGUCACGCUGUCCACGAGGACGCACCUGAAAAAGUAGCAGAUGCUCUAGCAACAUUUAUGGUCCGGCACAAAUUCACGGAGUUUAAGGACGGAUAUCUUUGCUAAUGUCCAGUUUUCAGUCUAAAUCUAGCCAGCAGCCAUAGAAGAAAUGUUUCAAGAGGCAUCAGCGCCAUUUAACAGAAAGUUAAGGAAAUGACGAACAUUAUUAUUAUUAUUAUUAUAUUAUUAUAAAUAUUAUAACUAUCAUGUUGCAUUUGUUGUGUAGAUGCUUUGUCUGUCAGCUUUGCCUUAUUUUGUUGAGUUUUUUUCAAACACUGGGAUUUGAUUUUAUUCCUCCUUUACAAUUUAUAUUUUUUUAAUUUCUGAAAUGUAAUGCUCUCCUCGUUGUCAUCUUUUAUUUGGAGUGAUCGCAUCAUGGUCGAUGUGUUUGUAAUGUUUGAAUUCAAACAAUGAUUAAAGAUGGAUGCAGCAAACAUGCGUCACCCAUG
Molecule: messenger RNA, 1718 nt
Organism: Scophthalmus maximus (turbot)
Lineage: Eukaryota; Metazoa; Chordata; Actinopteri; Pleuronectiformes; Scophthalmidae
Gene: ppme1
Product: protein phosphatase methylesterase 1
Exons: 14
Coding region: 208-1335 (375 amino acids)
Biological process (GO): protein demethylation
Molecular function (GO): protein methylesterase activity
Source: RefSeq, a predicted model, not a curated record